AUGAUGCCGCCGCUGCCAGAAGCUGAGGUCGCCACUCCUGCUGCAACAGGACUGCCAACUGCAUCAACGUCGACUGCGUUGAGCUGCCCAGAGUGCAACAGGCUGUUCUCUAAGCAACGAGGUCUGUCCCAACACUGGAGACAAGCCCACCUGACAACCUACAACGCCGAGAAGGAACGCCUUGCCCCAUCUCGUACGAACUGGACAGCCCAGGAGGAUACAGCAACAUUGGACGAAGUCCAAAACAGAAUAGCGAUCGGCCAUUUGUCACUCGCGAGUACCUAUCCCAGCUUUGUUGUCCGAAUAAACGAGGCGGUGCGCAGUAGCUAUUACACAAAACGACGAUACGUGAUGGAGGCCUGGCGCCGCCGCCUGGAUAAUGUCCUCAGCUCAAAAGAGCCUGUUGUCAGGGCAGCCGCGACCCUACCUUCUGGAUUCCCAGGCAUCCGGCUUGCUGCUGAACCAGUGCGGAUGGGUCAAACGAUCCUGGCCACCAAAGAGGAUGCUCGGAGAUAUUGGAGGGACUCUCUCUACAACUCCGCCGACGGACGUGCUCGUGCUCGCAUCGCCAACUCUGCCUGUGCCAGGCACUGGAUUUCCUCCCCUGACCGAGUUUUCCCCUGGUUAUUCCUUCGCGGCAUCCAGCUUCGCGCAGGUGUCCUGGAAACCAAAGCUCACAGGAAUCGUAGGACCAGGUCAGGAGAUGUGCUGUGUCAGGGUCACUGCGGUCAGCGUGAAACCCUCAAUCAUAUUCUCCAAUGUUGCCAGCUGAAUCACGAUGCCCGGGUCUGGCGCCACAACAUCGUCAUGAAGCUACUGGCCCAACGCCUCUCACGCAACAACCCAACUAUCCUCCUGGAACCGCAUAUACCGAGUGGAAAUACCUACUGCAAACCGGAUAUAGUCCUCUAUACAGAUGCUGGUGCAACGGUGAUCGAUGUCGCGGUCGCUGGAGAGGACUACAUGGACCGAGUGUAUCAGGGGAAAGUGGAUCGCUACUCAGAGGCUGAAGUGGAGUCUAAUCUUCGCCGAAUCCUCUCGAAGCCGGCUACCUACCCAAUCGCCCAUAUGCCUGUAGUCUUCUCUGCACGUGGCGGAGUCUACCAACGCACAGAAAGGAACUUACUCAGCCUUGGACUUACGAAAUUAGACGUAUCGGACCUCACUUUAGCGACAGUGCGUGGAUGCCUGAAGGCUGCUCUGAAUGUCAAAAUGAAGAAAUUCAACCAAGCGCGGGUAAACGGCGGGAGUAACUAUGAGUCCGCUGACGGCAGAUCCCUUCUUUACUUUGCGAACUCCACCUGUGCCAAUCACUGGCUCUCCUCCCCUGUUCGGGUAUUCCCUUGGUUGUUCUUGCGAGGCAUCCAACUUCGGGCGGGUGUCCUCUCUACCAAAGCCCGCAGGUCCCGUAGGACAGGUCGCGAGGACGUGUUGUGUCGAGGUGAAUGUGGUCAGCGAGAGACCCUAUUCCAUAUUCUCCAGUGCUGCCAUCUGACGCACCAAGCCCGUGUCUGGCGUCACAAUCUUGUGAUGCGGCUGCUGGCACAGCGUUUGCUGAAAGACGGGCGGGAGGUUCUUGUCGAGCCUCAUAUCCCGGAAGGAGCAUCUUUUUGCAAGCCAGACCUGGUGUUUUGCACAGAGACAGAGUUCACUGUCAUUGAUGUUGCUGUGGCAGGGGAGACCCUCAUGGAGAACAUCUACGAGCGAAAGAUUCGCGGUACGCCACACCGGAGAUUGAGUCUAAUUUGCGGAGGCUUCUUGGCCGUUCGGCCGAUACCUUGGUUGUGCACAUCCCCGCUGUGUUUUCCUGCCGCGGCGGCAUUUUCUCUCGCAGUGAACGUCUGUUACGGAGCAUCGGCUUAUCCGUCUAUGACUUGUCCGAUUGUUGUAUGGCGGUAA
Molecule: messenger RNA, 1899 nt
Organism: Dibothriocephalus latus
Lineage: Eukaryota; Metazoa; Platyhelminthes; Cestoda; Diphyllobothriidea; Diphyllobothriidae
Source: the annotation of a GenBank genome assembly